CAGGGGAUACUGACAAAGAAUAGGUAUAUGGUGUAGAAAGUAGUUGGUUCUAUUGUGGGCUUUAUAUUUAAUGAGUAUGUACCCAUGAGAUGUGACCAUUAGAAUAGAUGGUGUUAUGUGAAUAUCAUUCACAAUUCAGAAUGUUGUGGCGUAUGUAUAUAUAUAGCUAUAAUUUGAUGCAGGGGCACUGUCAAUCAAUGAUAUAGUUAAAGAAGAUGAGUUAACAUUUGAGUGUUGCAGGUUUUUUGGGGGGUUUAAAUGGAUAUUUAAGCAUGGUCUAUCAUUGGAGAUAAUGCUGACAAAGGCUAACCACUGGGUGUUGGAGAUUCUUUUUCAUAUGUUUGUACGAUUGCAAUGGUGAGGAAACAUAAUGGAAGAUUUGGGCGGCUCAGAGUUUAAUAGUAUUUUUUCCUUAAUAGUGAGGAUGUUGAAGCACCAUCAUAAAUGUUUGGCUUAGAAGAUUUUCUGGGCAAGAUUGCUGUGUAAGCCUCGUCUAUCAAUGGAGCUCAUGUUGAAUAAGAGGAAUUUGUACUAAGGUGUUGUAGUUUUUUUGGCACAAGAAUGGGUAAGAUGCACUUAAACCUGUAUCAUACUGUGUGGCCUUCAUGGGUUUCCAGCAAAAGGUAUAAAUUGAAAAACAAUGAGGAAUCAUCCUCAUGGAUGUUGGCUAGAUCACUUAGCUUGAAACGUGCAAAUGAAAGAGCCAAAUCCUAUCAGAGAAGUGGAGGGGAUGAUGAACAUGGAAGCCAGCAUAGAUUGUCAGAGAGCAUAGAUGCAUUGUUUGUUCUAUCACAACUCAAGGAAUAUGGUCCAGAUUGGUUUAGGUAUGAUGAUUCUUGCAAAGGGGAAAAGGAACUCUGGAGAGAUGAUGAUAGAAAGGAUUCUAAUGGAUCCAUUACAAGUGUAAGUAGUGACAACACAUCUGGGCUUGAAAUGAAGGGUAAUUACCUUGUUGAUAAUAAGGAUCUCAAGUCUGAUAGUGAGGAAAAGAGAGAGCAUUGCAGAGAGAAUGAUAAAAAGGAUUUUAAUGGACCAUGGACAGAGGAACCUGCAUCCAUGAAAAGUGAGGGUAAUAACACCAACCGUGGGCCUGAAAUGGAUGGUCAUACUCAUGACCUUGAAAAUGAGGGUGUCAAAUUUGAGGACAAGAAAAUUGUAUCUGCUGUUGAAGAGGAAACCAAGAUCUCCUCAAUGAAUGACAGGAAAACCAGGAGAGUUGCUGACAGCCUUUCUGCAUUCUUGCCCUCUGAGAUUUUCAGUAGAUCUGUGAAAGAAAGUGUAGCCUUAGUUAAGCAUUCAUUCAAUCCUUACAAGGACUUUAGGGACUCUAUGAUGGAGAUGAUUUUGGCUAGCAAUAUAGACAUCAGCAAUUCUGAUCUAGAGGAGAUGUUAUAUUGCUACUUCAGCUUGAAUCCUCCCGAGCACCAUGAUUUGAUCAAAAGGGCAUUUAUGGACAUAUGGCUUGAAUUGCAGGCAGUUUAGGUCCCUGUCUAGUACUUCGUAACUGCUGCUUCUGAAUACCAAAAAGAUACAAGGCUACAAAAAAUAUUUUUACAGUCAAUAUUUCUUUGUCUCUAUACAGAAAUACUAUUUUGUAAAUAAAUAAAGAUGAUAAGUGAGGCAAAAAUGUAUAUCAAUUUCAUCAUUGGUUUGCCCCAGACUGGGAUAUUUGCCCUAUUCAAUAAGUUGAGGAGUCAAUUUCUUGUCUUCUAUUA
Molecule: messenger RNA, 1715 nt
Organism: Cryptomeria japonica (Japanese cedar)
Lineage: Eukaryota; Viridiplantae; Streptophyta; Pinopsida; Cupressales; Cupressaceae
Exons: 2
Coding region: 562-1482 (306 amino acids)
Biological process (GO): negative regulation of DNA-templated transcription
Source: RefSeq, a predicted model, not a curated record